AUGAAACCGAACGAAAUUCAAUUCAAUCAACUUCGAAAUAUUAUCGAUUAUGUUCAAGUUUUUGAUAACAUUGAUAUCUGCAAUAAAUAUAUUGAACAAAUUACAGAUGAUCAUCAAAUCUAUAUUGUUACCAACAUUCAAUAUAAUUCAAAUAAAGCACAAAUGUAUACUUAUGAAAAUAAUUUUAAUGAAAUUAUUGACUCGAUCGAUACUGAUCAUAACACUCGAAUAAAUCCAUUGAGUAUUAAUAUAUUCAAACAGUCGACACAUUCACAAUUAAAUAGUGAAUUUUUAUGGUUUCAACGUAUUCUUGCUGUGCUAUUAGAUAAUGAUGAUCGUGAAAAAGCAAAAAAGAAUUUUAUUGAUUCGUAUAAAAAAUAUUUUGAAGGUAAUCAACGAAAAGAAGAAAAAAUUCAAUUAUUUGAAAAUACUUAUCGAUCUGAAAAUGCACUUCAAUGGUAUAGUCGAGAAUGUUUCUUUUAUGAUAUAUUAAAUAAAGCCUUAAGAACUCAAGAUAUCGAUGUUUUAUAUUCACUUCGAUUCUUUUUAAAAGAUAUGUAUGAACAACUAAAAAUCGAAUAUAAUAAAACAUGUCAUGAAGUCGACUUAUUUACUUAUCGUGGUCAAAUUAUUUCAUUGAUCGAAUUAGAAAAUAUCAAACAAAAUAUUGGUCAAUUAAUAUCAUUAAAUAGUUUUAUAUCAACAACUAUAAAUGAACAAAUAGCAGAAGCUUUUAGUUCAAGUGGAAAUAUAUUCGAAGGAGAACAGGUAUUAUUUCAUAUAAAAGUGAACAAAAAUCGAACCAAUUCAAAACCAUUUGCUGAUAUUUCUCAUCUAAGCCAAUUCAUAGAUGAAAAAGAAAUUUUAUUCAUGGCUGGAUCGAUAUUUGAAAUAAAAGCUGUUACUUUUUCUGAUUCUAUUCACAUGUGGACAAUUGAACUUGAAUUGUGUGAUGAUGAUGUUUAUGAAUUGAAUUCUGUUUAUCAAUCGGAGAGAAAUAUAGUGUUUGAUCAACAUUCACCAUUUUCUUUAGCAGCUGUAUUACUUCGAAUGAAUCUAUUUGAUAAAGCUAAAAUAUAUUAUCAACGAUUGUUGGAUGAAGGAUCAAUAAAUGAAAGUUCAUCUAUCGAUCUUAUUGUUAAUUGUUAUUGGGGUUUAGGUAAUGUCAAUCGAAAACAAGGAGAAUAUGAUAUUUCAUUAGCUUAUUACUGUUUAGCAAUUCAACUAUGUUCAGAUCGAUUCGAUCUUUUAAUUCGUAGCUAUAAAUAUAUGAGUCUAGUAUAUCUAGACAUUCAUUCCAUUUCAGAGGCUUUAGAAUAUCAAACAAAAGCAUUAGAAAUUCAAAAGAAAAAAAAUGAUGCUCAAGACCAAAUAGCAGAUACUUUAUAUAAUCUUGGUCUUAUACAUUUUGGUCAACUUGAAGCCAACUUUAGUCAAAUUUUAGAUUAUCUUUUACAAGCAUUAAAUAUUUAUAAAGAACUACAUAUGAAUGAAGAUAUAAUUCGAUGCUAUGACUCACUGGGAGAAGUUUAUUUAAGACAGAAAAAAAAAGAUAUUGCUUUAAAGUAUCAUUUCGAGGCACUGAAAAUGAUUGAUGAACAUUAUCCAACAUAUCUUUCGCAUCGUAUUAAUGCCUAUGAAUUGAUCGGAAAAACAUAUGAUUCAAUGCGUAAUUAUGAACAAGCUUUGAAGUAUUAUAAUGAUGCAUUAAAUGCAAAACUUAAAUAUGAACCGUUAAAUGAUCCGAAUGUUGCCGAUAGUUAUGAACUUAUAGGUGGAGUUUUUCAUAAGAAAGGAGACUAUAUAAAAGCAAUUGAAAUGUAUGAUAAGAGUAUUGAAAUUCGACGAUUUAGACAAUUAGAAUCUCAUCCAGAUGUUCAGUCAAUUAUGUCAUUAAGAAAUUGUCUAAAAAAAACUGUUGAGUAA
Messenger RNA from Rotaria socialis, 1926 nucleotides. NCBI's taxonomy places the organism in Eukaryota, Metazoa, Rotifera, Eurotatoria, Philodinida, Philodinidae. The record is from the annotation of a GenBank genome assembly.